CUACCACCGCCACCACCACUGCCAGCACGCUCACUCCGGCUAUGUCUGCUAAUGAUAACAAUAAACGAAAACAACGAAAUUGGAUCGAAAGCUUUUCAGGGGACUUGAAUGACCUUCAGAAGGAAAUUGAUUUAAGAAAGCAAUCACAGCAAACGGCCAGUACAUUGACUAAAGAUACCAUGACAUUACCUAAAGUUGCUCAAAGUAGUCCAACCACCAAUACCAACACAAUACACGUCAAUACCUUAGUCAUGUCUUCUACACCGACCGCAACGAACGAUAGAUCUGCCAGUGAUGAAAUCGAUCGCAUGCUACAAGACAUUAACGUCACUUCACCAACGACACCUACAUCAACCUCUUUCACAACAGAUACUUCUGAUCGGCCCAUUGCUCAUCUUAACAGAACUCGUCAUUCUACAAAAUCCUAUGCUCGUCGAAGCACUCCUUUUCCUACCCCAACCACUAUAGGCACGCCCUCAUCAGCACUUAUGGCUGUAGCCCAAGCCAAACAGUUAGAACAACAACAAGGCAAGGUGUUCUCACCCCCAACUUCUGAUACCUUUGCAGUCCCAAAUGUGGUUACCAAGAAAUUUCUGGCGCCUUCUGCACGACAAAUACAACAAGAAGAGCAGCAACAGUCAUUGAAAAAAAAGGGAUCCAUAUUUGACAGCGAUAGUAGUAGUAAUCCUAGGAAGGGUGCAUUUGCUACGAAAACCAUGGGAAUGGCAGUGACACCUGAAGGGAGAAAGAAAUCAGGUAGUUCUUCUGCACCCAAGAAAGCACCUAUAACUAACAGUAGCAGACCAGUACAAGCAGCAAGUACAACCACAAUGGCAAGUAGCGGCAAAAAGAAUAAAAAACGGGCAAAUAAGAACAACAACAAUAACCAUGAUGACUUUAUGGCACCUGGAGGAUUCCUAUCAUCAGAUAUUACUUUGUUUGAUAAUCCUAAUCCAGACGAAUGGGUUUGUCUAUUUUGUCAGUAUGAUAUUCUCAUGUAUGGCUACGAGGCUGCUAAAAAGAAGAACGGAUACUAUAAAAGAAAACGUCAGAGAGAGAAAAAGUUGAAAGAAGCAGAAAUGCGAAAGAAUAACAAGGAUAAGGAAAAGGAGAACAGCAGCAGUAAAGAUCACCUUUGUGAUGGUGAGCACAACCACCUCCAUCAUAAUCAUCACGAGAACAGUACAACACAAACAUCCAACGGCAGUAAUGGUAGUGAUGAUAACAAUAAUCAAUUGCAGGCACCAACAGGUUCCGUAAAUGCGAAAUAAGCUUUGAAUUAUUCAAUAUUGCUGUAGACUUUAUUAUCAUUAUUCCUUUGCCAAGCACAUACCAUUUCGAUUAAAGUACAUGUAAUAAAAAGUUCAGGAUAUUAGCUCUACAACCAUGAUUGAGAAUUGAACAAUUGCCACUUUAUUGAUAUGAACGGAUAUAAAAAGAUGCUGGUUGAUGU
Molecule: messenger RNA, 1453 nt
Organism: Mycotypha africana
Lineage: Eukaryota; Fungi; Mucoromycota; Mucoromycetes; Mucorales; Mycotyphaceae
Exons: 1
Coding region: 42-1271 (409 amino acids)
Source: RefSeq, a predicted model, not a curated record